Trachemys scripta elegans is the source of this 4494-nucleotide messenger RNA. It is a transcript of the gene PIWIL1, whose product is annotated as piwi like RNA-mediated gene silencing 1. The record is from RefSeq and is a predicted model, not a curated record. Bases 346 to 2934 code for a protein of 862 amino acids. Gene Ontology annotation, cellular component: P granule. Gene Ontology annotation, molecular function: piRNA binding; protein binding. The transcript is spliced from 21 exons. Gene Ontology annotation, biological process: regulatory ncRNA-mediated gene silencing. Lineage: Eukaryota; Metazoa; Chordata; Testudines; Emydidae.
CGGGCACUCGCGGCGUCGCGGUCCAAUCAGAGGCGAGGCCGUCUCCCUCUCUUUUGCUCUCCGCCACGCGCCGCUCUCACUGCACGAAGACGGGGUCGCCUCACUUUCUCUAUGUGAUGUGCGCAUUCGCUCAGAAAAUGAAUCCCCAGGCUCUGCCCUGCCAAGAGAGGAGAUGAGCCCGACGGGUACUGAGAAACCCCUCGCCUAAUUCGUGGAAGCGGCGGAGGCGGAUUCCGCUGUCCUUAAGGAAGCGGCAGGAGGAGGUGGCGCAGCCGGCGGAGUGAGCCCCACUCUGCUCGCCCCAGUGAGGAGGCCGUGAUAACCGUUGGGAGGGCCGAAAAGAAAAUGACUGGAAGAGCUAGAGCUAGAGCGAGAGGAAGAGCUCGUGGCCAGCAAAUUUCUGUACCUCCUGUAGGAGCAGCUUCUGGUCAGCAGCCACCUAGCUAUGUGCAACCUAGACCUUUGCAACCUCAACCACAACCGCCAUCAGAGGGAGAAUUUGUUGGCCGUGGACGACAAAGAGGAGCUCCUAUUGUUCCACAAGGACAUGAUAUUUCAGUUGGUUUUCAGGAAUUGUCAUUAGCAGAUAGGGGUGGACGUCGCAGAGAUUUCUAUGACCUUGGGGUAAAUACGCGGCAAGCCAUAGAACAUGUUAAAGAGUCAAAAACAGGUACUUCAGGUACCACAAUAAGAUUAAGUACAAACCAUUUUCGGUUGACGUCUCGUCCACAAUGGGCUUUAUAUCAAUACCAUAUUGAUUAUAAUCCUCAGAUGGAAGCUCGGCGUCUUCGUUCAGCUUUACUCUUUCAGCAUGAAGAAAUUAUUGGGAGGACACAUGCAUUUGAUGGAACAAUAUUAUUCUUACCAAAAAAACUAGAAAAUAAGGUUACUGAAGUGUUCAGUCAGACCCGAAAUGGAGAGAAUGUCAAGAUUACUAUCACCUUGACCAAUGAGCUACCACCUACUUCACCUACAUGCUUGCAGUUUUACAACAUUAUUUUUAGAAGGCUUCUGAAAAUAAUGAACUUGCAGCAAAUUGGACGUAAUUAUUACAAUCCAAGUGACCCAAUCAGCGUUCCCAAUCACAGGUUGAUGAUUUGGCCAGGCUUCACUACUUCUAUUCUCCAGUAUGAAACAAACAUCAUGUUGUGUACGGAUGUGAGCCAUAAAGUUCUCCGCAGUGAAACUGUGUGGGAUUUUAUGUACAACCUGUAUAAGCAGGUUGAAGAACAAAGAUUUAGAGAAACUUGUGCUAAGGAACUGAUAGGGCUAAUUGUUCUUACAAAGUAUAACAACAAAACAUACAGAGUUGAUGAUAUUGACUGGGAUUCCAAUCCAAAAUGCACCUUUAAGAAAGCAGACGGUUCUGAAAUCAGCUUUGUAGACUACUACAAAAUGCAGUAUAACCAAGAAAUCACUGACUUGAAUCAACCAGUUUUGGUCAGUCAGCCUAAGAGGAGGAGAGGACCAGGAAUGCCAGGACCUGCGGUACUCAUUCCUGAACUGUGCUACCUCACAGGAUUGACUGAUAAGAUGCGUAGCGAUUUUCAUGUAAUGAAAGACUUGGCUGUUCAUACAAGACUGACACCUGAGCAAAGACAGUGUGAAGUUGGAAGACUCAUUGAUUACAUUCACAGGGAUGAUAAUGUUCAGAAGGAACUUCGUGACUGGGGUUUGAGUUUUGAUUCCAAUUUACUAUCCUUUACGGCAAGAGUUGUUCAAGCAGAAAAAAUUCAUCAAGCGGGAAAAGUGUUCGACUACAAUCCUCAAUUUGCAGACUGGUCAAAAGAAACUAGGGGAGCUCCCUUAAUUAGUGUAAAACCACUGGAUAACUGGUUAUUAAUAUACACACGGCGCAAUUAUGAUGCUGCCAGUGCAUUAGUUCAAAAUCUAUUUAAAGUCACACCAGCCAUGGGCAUCCAAAUGAACAAGGCAAUUAUGAUUGAAGUAGAUGAUAGAACAGAAGCUUAUUUGAGGGUCUUGCAACAAAAGGUUACCUCUGACACACAGAUAGUAGUUUGCAUUCUAUCCAGUAAUCGUAAAGAUAAGUAUGAUGCUAUCAAGAAAUACUUAUGUACCGAUUGCCCGACUCCAAGUCAGUGUGUGAUAGCUCGCACUCUAAGCAAGCCACAAAGUGUAAUGGCUAUAGCAACGAAAAUUGCUUUACAAAUGAACUGCAAGAUGGGUGGAGAGCUCUGGAGUGUUGAAAUCCCAUUGAAACAAGUUAUGAUUGUUGGAAUUGACUGUUAUCAUGACGCUACAGCUGGGCGGCGAUCAAUUGCAGGAUUUGUUGCUAGUCUGAAUCAGGGAAUGACACGGUGGUUCUCUCGCUGUGUCUUCCAAGAUCGUGGACAAGAACUUGUGGAUGGACUCAAGGUCUGCUUGCAAGCUGCUUUAAGAUCCUGGUUCAGCUGCAAUAAUCAUAUGCCAUCUCGCAUUAUCGUGUAUCGUGAUGGUGUAGGAGAUGGUCAGCUAAAAACCUUGGUUAACUAUGAAGUACCCCAGUUUUUGGAUUGCUUGAAAUCUGUUGGUAAAGAUUACAACCCAAGACUUACAGUAAUAGUGGUGAAGAAACGAGUGAAUACUAGGUUCUUUGCACAGGCUGGUGGAAGACUUCAGAAUCCACCCCCUGGCACAGUUAUUGAUGUAGAGGUUACCCGGCCAGAAUGGUAUGAUUUUUUUAUUGUGAGUCAGGCUGUGAGAAGUGGUAGUGUUUCACCAACCCACUACAAUGUAAUCUAUGACAACAGUGCAUUGAAACCAGAUCAUAUGCAACGUUUAACUUACAAGCUCUGCCACAUGUACUAUAACUGGCCAGGUGUUAUCAGAGUGCCUGCACCUUGCCAGUAUGCCCAUAAACUGGCUUUUCUUGUGGGUCAGAGCAUUCACAGAGAACCGAAUCUGUCACUCUCAGACCGUUUAUACUACCUUUGAGCUACAGAAGUGGAUAAAGUGAAGUUUGUGGAACUUUCUGUGGUACUGGUUUUUCUUUUUCUUACUGAAGUUGUAGUUUUCUACAAAACUUUGAUGCAAAAAUAGUAAAUGUGCAUGGGGAAAAUGCGUAACUUCGCACAAAGAUCAUGUCGUUUUUUUCUACAAUGAAAAUAACAAUUAUAGCAUAAAAAGGCAAUUCUGAGUAAGUUCAGUUACCUUUUAAACUGACAAAGCAAAGUUAAUAUUUUCCUACAGCCUACUUGCUAAUUUAAAAGCAUUUUCUCUGUGUGUGUGUGUGUGUGUGUGUGUGUGUGUGUGUGUGUGUGUGUGUGUGUGUGUGUGUGUGUUUGUUUUAAAGGGGAACUACAGGCAUCACAGUUGCUCUUGUGGGGAAUCUGUGCUUAUGUGUACUUCAUGAUUGAAUACACUAAACAUAAGUUGCACUAAGCUAAAGCAGACUUCUUUGGUUCCUGUAUUAAUAGUUGACUACUUAAAGCUAUAUUGAAAAAGGGAAAGCUGUUGACCCUUGAAUUUUGCAUGCCAGCUGUCUCCUAAAAAAGUAUAGGCAUUGUGCCCAGUGUUCUUAGUUAUCAAGGCUCAUUUUUGUGGUGAUUCUUCCAGAUACUGUAAGCAUGAUGAAAUGUCACUGUACUUGUCAUUCUGAUUUUCCUCUUGCAUACACCAGUAAAGUUAAAAUAUUAAAACUGCCCUAUGCAAGUUUCUUGCCAAUCUUUGCAGCUGGAAAACACAGGCUUAACCAGUUACAUCAAAUCUUCAAACAGAGGUGCUCCAAUGGACAGUGAAAAUAAAGUAAUGUUAUUGGUUAGUCAUACAAUAGAAGUUAGAAACAAAAAACACAUAUUUGAAAUGGACUGGAUGACCUGCAGGAGCACGACUGGUUCCCACUUGUUGGCCCAGUCUACUUUGAAGUCUCAUUGAUGAAGUCCCUUGGGGAACUGGUGGAACGGAUAAAGUCAGUGUUUUCCAUCUGCAUAGAGACAAAAUAUCCAUGAAGAUGUAGAUAGGGCCUUCAAAUGUUCCGUAAUAUUUAGCCCAAUUAUCCAUUUCUUAAUUUCUUCUCACUACUUCCAGUUACUCCUUUAUGUGAUCCGAAAUAACUUCAAACUAUUGCGGAAAUAACUUCUGCAGCAGUUUCACUUUUUCAUGCUCAUUGACUAGCACUCUGGGUUGCUGUGCUAAUACAAUAUGGACAUAUGAAAACUAGAAGACAUUUCAAGUAUUUCCAUAACUAGCUUAAAUUUUAAGCUAAAAGUUGUAUAAAUUUGGACAUGUGAAGUAAAGCACUGUAGCUUAGAACCACAAGAAUCGUCUUUUUAUUAUUCUUUCAGGUUCUUCCUGUGUACUAAAAUAAAGCAUCACCAAGCAAAAUCAUAGUAGCUUACUUACGUUGAUGUCUUUUGGAUUAGUUAAACUCUUUAUUAGAAAGGUACAUUUGUUUAAAUAUAAGAUCAUUGUAGUAAUUAGAACCAACUUAAAUUGUGAACGUUUUUCCUUUUUCUUGAUAAUACAUUUCAAUAAAGUUUUUUGUUUAAAAUCUUG